Papaver somniferum (opium poppy) is the source of this 1088-nucleotide messenger RNA. RefSeq names its product glucose and ribitol dehydrogenase-like. The coding region runs from base 26 to 916 and encodes 296 amino acids. The record is from RefSeq and is a predicted model, not a curated record. Lineage: Eukaryota; Viridiplantae; Streptophyta; Magnoliopsida; Ranunculales; Papaveraceae. The transcript has 3 exons. Gene Ontology annotation, molecular function: oxidoreductase activity.
CUCUUUAGAUCGUGAGUGUGAUAAAAUGGCAGCAGCAUCAAGUGAUCAAAGUUUUCCACCACAGAAGCAAGAAACCAAACCAGGGAAAGAAUAUAUCAUGGAUCCACUCCCACAACCUAUCAGCCCUCAUUACAUACCCUCCAACAAGUUUCAUGGAAAGGUGGUGUUGGUGACCGGAGGAGAUUCAGGCAUAGGAAGGGCAGUAUGCUAUCAUUUUGCGGCAGAAGGUGCAACAGUAGCCUUUACAUAUGUAAAAGGACAUGAAGAUAAAGAUGCACUUGAUACUUUCCAAAUGCUAAUCCAAUUCAGGGAAAAAUAUGGUUCUGAACAUCCAAUGGCUAUACCAGUUGAUCUUGGAUUUGAAGAGAAUUGCAAGAGAGUUGUUGACGAAGUUGUCGAUAACUUUGGGAAAAUUGAUGUUUUAGUUAAUAAUGCGGCCGAACAGCAUAUGAAAUUCUCUAUUGAGGAAAUCAGUCAAGAACAGCUUGAAAGGGUUUUUAGGACUAACAUCUUUGCUUACUUUUUCAUGGCCAAGCAUGCUGUUAAGCAUAUGAAGGAAGGAAGUAGUAUCAUCAACACAACAUCGGUGAAUGCGUAUAAAGGAAAUGCAAUUGUAUUGGACUAUACGGCAACAAAAGGUGCGAUUGUUUCGUUUACCAGGGCACUUGCACUUGAGCUUGUGAACAAGGGGAUCCGUGUUAAUGGUGUUGCUCCUGGACCGGUUUGGACCCCAGCACAACCGGAUACGUAUAAUGAGGAUAUGGUGACAAAGUUUGGAAAAGAGACGCCUAUGGGAAGAGCUGCACAGCCUCAUGAGGUAGCACCAUGUUAUAUCUUCUUAGCUAAUCAGAACUAUUCUUCUUAUUUCACUGGCCAAGUUCUUCAUCCCAAUGGUGGGAUGAUAGUUAACACUUGACUGAUUUACCAUUUACAGAUUUGUGUACUAUUGUUUCUUCUUUUUCUGAAACGUUGGUUUUGUACAUAUAACUAGUGUGUUUUCUUUGUACCAAUAAUGAUAUUAUAUACAGUGCAUUGCAACACAAUGGGCCUGCACUUCGAGGACGUCAGACUUCAAAAUAUAUUUAUGU